This is a messenger RNA of Cercospora beticola, 2053 nucleotides long. Its product is annotated as alkaline phosphatase D family protein. NCBI's taxonomy places the organism in Eukaryota, Fungi, Ascomycota, Dothideomycetes, Mycosphaerellales, Mycosphaerellaceae. The record is from RefSeq and is a predicted model, not a curated record.
AUGUUCGGCGCAAGCCAACGACGCAACUCCCUCGCAGCACGUGUUGCCCAAUUUCCCUCCGACGCCGACCUCCGCUUUGCCAUCAACACCUCGCUUGCCAUUAAAAACAAUGCUUCACAGCCAGAUCGGCUGCCGCUAGCAGGACACAACUACAGAUCGCCUUCGCACAACCAUCCAGGUCUCGGAGUCUCGCUGCACAAGGUCAACAAACGGAAUACCCCAUCGAAGGCGUUUGAAGCCUCGCAGCUCAAUUUCACUCAUGGCGUAGCAUCUGGCGACCCAUACCCAGACAGCGUGAUCUUGUGGACGAGACUCGCGCCCAUCACAGCGUCGAACGAUACCGCAAGCAACGCGACUGUCAGCGGUUAUGUUCCACUUUACAAUCACGGCCCAAAGCAAGUGUCUACAGCUCCCGUCUGUGCGGAGUGGAGGAUGGCCAGAACACCGGACUUCGAGCAUGUCGAGAGUAGCGGCACGGCAUACACUUCCAGCGAUAUUGACUACACGAUUAAGGUUGAAGCUGGCAACUUGACUUCAUGGACAAGAUACUACUAUCAGUUCAACGUUUGUGGGAGCAACAAUACCAGUCCGCUAGGCCGUACCAAGACAACACCAUAUCCGCACGAUUACGUGGACAACGUCGGACUUGCGGUGUACUCUUGCAGCAACUUUCCAUUUGGCUUUUUCAAUGCUUAUGGGAACCCAGUUCGCAAAGAUUCCGUGGACUUUGUUCUACACUUGGGAGACUACAUUUACGAGUACGCUGGAGACGGAGACUAUGGAUAUGGACAGUCCAUUGGACGUGUGCCGAAGCCAGAAAGCAUCAUAUACACUCUUGAUGACUACCGACAAAGGCACGCCACUUAUCGCACUGACGAGGAUCUGCUGCUGUCCCAUCAAACGUAUCCUUGGAUUCCGACCUGGGAUGAUCACGAGGUUUCCGACAAUACAUACCGCGACGGCGCUUCCGAGCUGAAUAACACUGAGGCUUCAUUCGUCCAGGAUGGUGGUGUAUCUGUUGACCAGCGCAAGAUGAAUGCUGUCCGGGCUUACUUCGAAUGGAUGCCAAUUCGACAAGUCGAGAUGGACGACAAUCUUCGCAUCUGGCGUAGCUUCCAGAUUGGCUCGCUGUUCGACUUGAUCAUGCUUGACACUCGACAGUACGAUCGCUCGAUCACCGACUUGUACUGGAACACCGACUACAUCCACUCUAUCUCCAAUGACGCCGGCAGAUCCAUGAUGGGCUCUCGCCAAGAGAACUGGUUCUACAACUCCCUGGGCGAGUCUGCAAACAGAGGGGCAAGAUGGCGAAUCAUCGGAUCGCAGACAGUGUUCUCGCGCAUCAACGAAUCUGUGUCCUACGGAAACGUCAAUCCACUUGACUACGACGCCUGGGACGGAUAUCAAGCCAACCGCAACAGGACCUUGAACUACCUCACUGAGAACAACAUUGGCAACAAUAUCGUGAUAAGCGGCGAUAGUCACGCUAGCUGGGUCUCAGAUCUUGCUUGGCUGGACCAUUCGAACUACUCCGCUGACACCGGUGCUGGAGCCCUUGGAGUCGAGUUCGCCGGCUCAGCUGUAUCAUCGCCAUGUCCUUAUGGCCAGAACAUCACACAGCUAUCAGCCAACAACUACUCCGAUGCCCUCGAAGCGGCGAACGCUGAGCUUCACUGGAACGACGUAUACUAUCGCGGUUACUUCGAAUUGCACAUCAGCUACGAUGAAGUCAACGCGAGCUAUUUCGGACUACCUACAAUUGUGACGAGAAAUCCACUGGAGAUCGGCCUGGCCAACUUCACUGUCAAGACUGGGGAGAAUGCUCUGCAGAGGCCGAUUGCAGGAGGUAUUGCCGAGAGCGGAAGCUUGAAGGGAGGAUCUAUUAGGCAGACCAAUAUCACGAACAAUACCGAAACAGGACAGUGGACAAUCAGCAUGUUCAACCAGGAGGAUAUCUAGAGCAGAUGCCAGCAUAAUCUGCGACCACGAGAACUUGUACAUAGCCACGAAGAAGAAGAUGAAUCGCAAUGCUACAGAAGCAUGGAAGACUGCA